CAUCAAAAUGAAGCAUGGUAAUUUACAAAAAGCAAAUAUAAGAUACUUAUACAAAAAUCUAUACAGAAAAAGAAAAACCAUACAAAAUCCAUUGUUAUGAGUGAUAUGAGUGUAACAUUUGAUUCAUAUAAAUUAAAACAAAAAAACUAACCUCAUUCGCUUCACUCAUUGAAAUGAAUAAAUAUAAUUGUUGUCAAUGGGUUUCUUUUGUUGUUGUUAGGUUCUUCAUUCUGUUGACAAGAUAUAAACAAUUUAUAAUAUUCAAUUAUUAAACAUUAUGAUUCAUUAUCAUAAUCUAAUAUAUAUAUAUCAAAAUAGUCAACCUAACAGGUAUUCUUUAUGUAAUUAUUAUCUUAUUUGGUAUUUUAUAUUAUCUUAUAUAUUUGCAAUUCCAUCCCAUAAAAUGCAUUCAGAGAUUACAGUCAGUUUACCGGAUACUUAUAUGUUACAUAUAAAUAAAAAUAAUAAGUAUUAUUUAAAUGAUUAUCAUAUCAUCAAUUUUAAACAUUUAAAUAAACAAAAUACAAAUUUAUCAUUGAAUAAUCAAAUCAAGGAUGUAAUGGAUAAUUCUAAUUUAACUAGAAUAAAAGAGCAUAAUUUACAUAAACAAUAUUAUAGACAACAAUCAUAUCAACCGACAGAAGCUAUACACUUUCAAUCAGGUUCAUAUUUUAUGAACAAUCCUUUACAAGUUAGUUCACAGAAUCAAUAUUUACCUGAAUUGGAACAAUAUUAUCCAAAUGUUUGGUUUCAACAAAGAAAACAUUUGACAACAUCUAAAUAUCGUUCCGAUUUAUGGACUACAUUACAUGUCGAGAACUGUUAUGAAGUCAAACCAGCUCCAGACUUGUUAUCUCAAGAAGAAAUUCAUUGGUAUGAAAGAAAUUUAUCCAAUCAUAAUAAUAAAAAACGUUUUUCAAGACAAAGUGAAAGAAAAUAUAAAAGUUAUUAUAAGAAGUUACCUGGUUUAAAAAGUCAAUGGCUUCUAAGUAAAAGAAAUUGGAUCAAAUCUCCUAAAAAGUUUACAUGGUUAACAAGAGAGCAGAAUAAAAAUUAUUCUCUAUUGAGGUCAAAACGCUCGGUUCAUGAAAAUGAGAUCAUUGCAAAUGAAAAAUUGAAAAUAUCUAGCAACACAGUUGUAACUAAUCAGAAUUUCAGAAAUAAAUCUGCAUUAAAUCAUCAUUCUACAAAUAAUAUUGUUGCUGUAAUCACUGUGCACAAAAUUGCUAUUCGUCCAUCUGUAUUAAUUUUAAAACAAGGAAAUGUUCAAGCACGUAUACAGUAUGUUAUGCAAUUACAUAAAGAAUUAACUGAGCAAUAUCGGCUUAUUUUAGAAGUACGUAUAAAUCCGGAAUUUCCUCCGUUAUACAUUGGAGUUAUCCAGAAUGUGUGUGAUUACUGGCCAGCAAAUGUUCCACAAUCAAAAUGUUCACUGAAAAGACCUAGAUUUUACCAGAAAAACACAAUGUGCUUUUGUAAUAUGCCACCGGGUAUUUAUAGACAACGUGUGAAAUUGAAUCUUAACAAUAUUCUAGAUGAACUUGAAUUACCGCGAUUUUUAGUUAAUUUCUUAUUUUCUGAUAAGAAACUUGAUGUUCAUAUUACAAUCAAACUAGAAAUGGAAAACAAAGAUCUUGUAGGUUGUAUGAAAGUGAAAUUACCAUUACAAUUCAUAUCUGCAUAAAGAAUCAAAUGCCUCAUACUAAUUUCUUUCUUUCUUCUUCGUCUUUUUCUUUUUUCUUCCUUUAUUUUGCAUUAUUUUUCAUAAAUGUACUAUUCAAUUGUACAAAAAGGAAAAACUCAUGUUCACUUCAUAAAAUCAUUUUAAGUUUACUAUUUAAUUGUUUGCUUUAUUACAAAGUAAUUUCUCA
Schistosoma margrebowiei is the source of this 1871-nucleotide messenger RNA. The record is from the annotation of a GenBank genome assembly. NCBI's taxonomy places the organism in Eukaryota, Metazoa, Platyhelminthes, Trematoda, Strigeidida, Schistosomatidae.